Messenger RNA from Staurois parvus, 311 nucleotides. NCBI's taxonomy places the organism in Eukaryota, Metazoa, Chordata, Amphibia, Anura, Ranidae. The record is from the annotation of a GenBank genome assembly.
CUUGUACCAUGUGACCUCUGUGAUCAUUCACAGAUUUCACACAUAGUAAGCAAUGAUGUCACAAGUGACAUCUUGCUUACUACUUUGCAUGUGAUCACUGAUUCGCCAAUCAGUGAUCACAUGAUCGGGACCUCGUACAGAGGUCCCGUCCGACGAUCGGACACAGCGGGCACCGGAUCGCGCACAGCUAGAAAAGGCGGGUGCCGUUUAUGGACGGCAACCCGACCCUGGACUGCCACCGCCCUGCCGUUUAUAAACAGCAGGCGGACGGCAAGAGGUUAAUUUUUUAAAUCACCUUUUCUGUCACUUUU